AUGGUGGCAGGCACUAGCUCAAAAACAAUUGUGACAGUAGACCCAGACACACCUGAAGCACACAGCCUGCGCCAGUUUGGCCUGCAUCACAGCUCUCUCUUGUCACCUGAACUGGAUUUUGCUGACAACAAAGACCCGGACGUGGAGACCAUCACCAAUGUGUUGACUGUGAGAGCAGCACAAGCUCUCCAACAGGAUGUCAGCAGCUCUGGACAGUCUGGCUAUGGUGUGAUGUUUGCCUUCUUGUCUCAGUUUGACGUGGAUGCUGACACCAGCACGGUGUUGAAGCAAGUCUGUUCCAGGUGUCGUAGACGUGUUUAUGAAAGUUCAGACUACAAGUGUACCAACUCCAGUUGUACAGGUGAACACACAGCGCAUGAUGAACCACCUGAUAUGGAAUACAGUAUCACAGUCAGUCUGACAGACCACACUGGCAGCUUGGAGUUGUGCCACCUGUUGCCAGAUGUUGCUGAGCAGAUGUUGGGCUGUAAAGCAAGAGAAUGGCCGAAUCUACACUCAGCUGAGAAAACAAACAUCAAAUGGAUCUAUCUUCUAGAGAGAGCCAGAGCUGUCAUCAAGAUGAAACGAGUUGAUGACAGAACUGGUGCCAGGUGUUUUAUCCAUGUUCUGGCCUUGGAGAAAGCAGAUCCUCAACAGUUGCUGGAUCAGGGAUUGACAGGUUCCUAG
Candidula unifasciata is the source of this 687-nucleotide messenger RNA. Lineage: Eukaryota; Metazoa; Mollusca; Gastropoda; Stylommatophora; Geomitridae. The record is from the annotation of a GenBank genome assembly.